ACUCCAUAGAAAAUAAUAAUAAAAAAAACCCAACAAAACCCAACCCUGAUGAUGAUGAUAAAAUUUCAGAGUCCAUUCAAAAGCAUCUAGCGGUUUGGAUUUGGCCCACAGUCUGCCUAUUGACUACCCCUGGGAGUGGGCCUUCAGCCUGGCAUUUUAACAGGAGGAGGAGCUUGUCAGGUGGAAAGUGCCCAGCCCCUGCAUAGGGGUUGAGGAAAUGCUUAGGCACCAAGUGGGGCUUAUGGUGGUUGGCAGGGCAAAUACUUUUCCAGUGCUGCAGGUUCCCCCUACCCUCUCACACUUUUGAGUGUGCCACAGAGCGUUGCUAAGUAGACCUGCACCCCUGGACUGUGGGGUGAGAGGGACAGUGCAGGUCGGCGGUGGGAGCUGGGAGUGGUGACUGUCUACUUCCUGGGGCAGCCCAGCAGGGGAUUCUAGCAGAGCCAGUGGCUUUCCCCCUGCGCAGCUGCUUCUGGAAUCACCAUUCCUUGGAUUUCACUGGUUUGGGUCCUCUGGACUCUCUGGCCCUCAGUGAGAAUUUUGACCCCAGCCUGAAAGGGUCACAGGUAAGGGAGGCUGUUUUCAGGCCCCCUAUGGAGGGAGGACACUUAAAUGACUCCACCUGGUUGGUUGUGCUUGGGGGUUCUGAGGAAGGGGGUGUCUGAGAGAGGCUCAGAGGUUGCCAAUGUGCUGAGUCAGCAUGACAGGCUUGGAAAAACCAUGCUCUGGACCCAGCCUGCUGCCUGCCAGGCUAUUUUUAAAUAUGUGGCUUCCUUGUACUCUGACUCCUCCCAGUGUUUCUAAUCUCCCCCCCACCCCCUUUCCCUCUCCAGCCACUGCCAGCACUUGGCUUAAGUCUUCACAGGCGCUCGGGUGAGGAAGGAGAGAGAUGAGGAGCAGCAGCUUCUGCUGAGGGGCAGGAUCAGUUGCUUAUCCUGACUGACAAGGCUCUCGUGUUAUGACGACCCCCAACAAAGGAAACAAAGCCUUAAAGGUGAAGCGGGAGCCGGGCGAGAAUGGGACCAGCUUGACAGAUGAGGAGCUGGUGACCAUGUCUGUGCGUGAGCUGAACCAGCAUCUACGGGGCCUGUCCAAGGAGGAGAUCAUCCAGCUGAAGCAGCGUCGGCGCACGCUGAAGAACCGAGGCUACGCGGCUAGCUGUCGUGUCAAGCGUGUCACCCAGAAGGAGGAACUGGAGAAGCAGAAGGCAGAGCUGCAGCAAGAGGUGGAGAAGCUGGCCUCUGAGAAUGCUAGCAUGAAAAUGGAACUCGAUGCCCUCCGCUCCAAGUAUGAGGCGCUCCAGAACUUCGCCAGAACCGUGGCCCGGAGCCCUGUGGCCCCUGCACGGGGCCCUAUCACCUCCAGCAUGGGGCCCCUCAUCCCUGGCAAAGUUGCCACCACCAGUGUCAUCACAAUAGUGAAAUCCAAAACGGACGCCCGGUCUUAGUAAAGCAAUGCUGCCUGGGCUUCUCUGUGCAGGGCAGUUAGGCGCAAAGCUAACCUGGAAUCCCCAAAGCACAAACCCCUUUCCUGUUGGGUCAGGACUCCCUCCUCUCUGCUCGGGACUGGCCUGCUGAUCACUCCAUUUUUGUGUUUUGUUUUGUUCAGAUUGAUAUGUCCAGUGGUGACACCCCCCCAUCCUGUGCAAACAGAGCCUCCCACCUUUGGGUCUACAGCCCUCUGGGGCAUCCUUGGGAUAGAGACUGUGAAAGACCUUGGUGUUCUAGCCAAAGAAAUUCUGCACAGCAUGGAGGAAGGUGUGUGCUUGAGGCCCACGACACUUCUCAGUGGGUAGGGGAUGGGAGGGCAGAGGAGGCUCUGUGGCAGGGAGUUGGGAUUUCUGGUUUCAGUCACUUCCGAAGGAUUUAUUCCAUUAUACUUCCAAGUGGCAUAUCUCGGUGUCUGUUUGCCAGGUGCCCAAAUCUGCUGCUUCUGUCUCGCUUGGUAUCAGUGAUUGCUGUGGGGGGUAGUUUGUGUAACUGAGUUUAACUUCUAGACAUGCUGCCUGUGUCCCAAAGGCAGGUUUCCUUGUGACUUUCACUGCACCAGCCACACACAUGCAGUAAUGGAAGAGAGGAAAUUGCAGUUCCCUGGUGUGUCUGCUCUGGAGAUGGAGGGUGGGGGACGAUGGGGACAUUGUGGGGGGCCAGCAAUGGUGGGAGGAGAAGAUACCAUAGUGACUGAAGGCCAGUUUUGUGCCUAACAUGUUGCACUGAACAAGACCAAAAUCACUAGUUUUUUCCCAUCUAUUGAGGGUAUCAAGUGUGUCUAGUGUGAUGGUUUACACAACCAGUUUGUGGUUAAAUAGUCCUUUUAUUUAAAGAGAGAAACAUUCAUUUUAAGAGUUAUUAAAUUAUCUAAGUUUAAAAUCAGACGGAAGAGAGCAUAUUUAUAGUCGGCUUUUUUACCUGAGCAGGCAGGAAUAUUUGACCAUAUAAAUGGAGAAAUAUUCUCUGUCUCUGCUAGCUGAAAAGUAAAUAAAGAAAAAUAAUUUUAAAGUUUCUCAUGAACCUCCUGCAAACUCUCUGUGGCUCUGAGGUUAGUUUUUAUAAAGAGUUAUCAGACUUUAUUUAUAAAAUUUAGAAAAAGACAAAAAAGAGGCAAGUCCUGUUUGAUAUCUUUUUUGCAAUUGUACCAAAAGUGACUUAUUCUUGAACUCGCUGGCUUCCUUCGUGUUCCCACUGUGUUGCGCUGUCCGUGCUCUCUGAGCUCUUGUGUGGCGCUGUGAUGUGAUGGUGCCAAUAGCUGCCUUUGCUGUCUGGAUGUCCUGUCUUCAUGCUGCCUUUGCUUUCCCAGGGAUUGACAUGGGGCACUGUCCUAGGCCUGCAGUAGAUCCUUGGCACAUAGGUAAGGUUGCUCCCCAACCAGUUGGGCCAAGAUCCAUCCUGACCUUUCUAAACGGAAGUCAGAACAACUUGAUGGGUGUGAACAGAUGGUGCCAUCUCUCCAGGAGCCUCUCCUUCUGCACUGUCCUUUUGUAUAGCCGAACAGCCUGUUUCCCUAGCUGGCAGCCACCCUCCUCAGAGGUACAGCUGCUGCUGGGGGCUGUUGCUAACCAGGUUGUUCUUGGUAGCUCUGUUACCUGAACAUGGCAGACUGUUGUAAGACUGUUUUCCCCCUACUCUUCAAGCAGGAAAGAUGGCAGGGAAAGUGAAGCAAUGGAGACUGAUCCAAGAGGUCAUGUUUAGGAGGAGACUAAUGGGAAAUAGCUCUGGGCUUUGGUUUCCUUUUAGAUCCUGCGGUAAGAACUUUUAAGUGCUCAUUAGAUGCUGGCCAUGAGCCUCAUUGUGCAUUUGAGCAGGGCAGGAAGUUGCAUCAGUCCUGGUGAUGUCCUCCUUUUCUUUCAACAGCAAGGGAGUCCUUGUGGCACCUUAGAGACUGACUAGUCUCUAAGGUGCCACAAGUCCUCCUUUUCUUUUUGCGGAUACAGACUAACACGGCUGCUACUCUUGCUUGCUGUUGAGUGUCUGCAUAGUACUGAAAGGGAAGCCAGGACAUAGUUGCUUUCUUUCCUCUCCAUCCAGCCUCCCCAGCUUCCUGGUGCAGCUUCUUCUAGGUGUGAUGUGUAUGCAAGGCUAUGCGAUGGAGCUAAGAUGCUAUCUGAGGUCUUGAUCCCUUGCCACAAACUGUUCCCCUGGCAGCUUCAGCUCAUUGCUGUUACCCCGAGGUGGCAGGACAGUGGGAGGAGACCAGCCUGACAGGGACACUGAGCUCCAUGUGGUGAUCUCUGGGUUGCUGGAUUCAGGCUGAGCGUAGGGGACAGAGUAUGCUGGUGCUGGGCUAGGCAGCUUAGGAGCCUGUUCAUAUUGCUGACCUUCUCUGGCUGGGCACAGAUUUCAUGCCCACCCCACUCAUGGGCAGAGAUUUUUGCUUUUUACUUAAAGCAGGUAGGCCUGCCAAAAGCCAAGCAUUCAGUAAGAAGAGGGAGGGCCAAGGACAGGUUGGAGUCUGAGCGCUCAGGGCAGAGCAAUAGUCCACUAUGGAGGAUUUUCCAUGAAGUCUCACCCUUACUCCAGAGCUUGAGGGAUUUUUCUGCUUUGCUUUGCUCUGGGAUCCAGGAGGAAGCCGUUGGGGUCGAACUUCCCAGUGAGUUGCAUUGGAUAGAGGAGAGGAUUGGGAUGUCUCCCACCUUCCCCAUGUUCCCCCUGCCAAGCCAUGGGGCUUUCUAUAGUCUCCAUUAUGAAAAAUAGGUGUCUUCAAUCUCUGGUCUCAGUCCCCAGGAACCUGCUGAGACUGUAACUCUUGAGAAGGGCUAGUGACCGUGGAGUGUGCAGUGCAGCUCCUUGGGAUUUAACUCCCCAGUUUUCUGGGUGUUGUUCAACUGCAGAACCCUGAAAUGAGCCCAGAAUACCAAGUCCUAACUCCCCUGAGAACCAGCUUGAAAUUGGGUACCCCACAUGAAGCCGAGUGCAGAAGGCAGUUCUGAGCCAGCCUGGCAUGUCUGUCCUGCCUGGAAUGCAGGGGACACUGUUGCCAGGGGUAUAUAGGGAGCUGGGUGCUGUGCUCUAGCUCCGAGAGGGUUUGGUUUGAGGAGGCCCCAUCAGUGUUUGUGCAAGAGAAGGAGCAGGUGGUCAGAGAGAACCCUGUUAGUGGCUGCCAAUCCCUUUCCGUCCUACUCCAACCCUCAUCUAACAGCCUGGAACUUCUCUCCCUGACUGACAACAUCUCAUCCAUCAUCCGUUUUCAGAGGAGUCCUGGUAAAUGUGUUUACUGGGAGAGGAUGCUGUAGGGCUGGGUGCCGUGAGGGCUGGAGGAUGGAGAGAGCAGGCGGCAGACACUGACUCAGACAGAAUCUUUUCCUCUUGACAUUCUUUUAUUGUGCUUGUUAGUCUGUUAUCCUGAACAGCUCUCUGAUUGGCUGGGCAUAUUGAGUGACGUCACAUCUCUACAUAGAGGAUUUAGGCGCAAAGGCAGCGAAGCUGUGGUUGUGUGAUGUGGAGUAAUGAACUCGGUGCUGGGAGCCGGGACUUCUGGGUUCCCCUCUUGGCUCGGCCACUGGCUCCGUGUGUGACCUUAUGCAAGUUGCUUCCCUUCUUUGUGCUUGGUGCUCUGCCCUGUGUCAGUGACCGGCGUGUUGGAGGGGCUCUGGGCAGCUCCCUGUGGGCUGUGCUGUGCCCCAUGUCAGUGACCGGCGUGUUGGAGGGGCUCUGGGCAGCUCCCUGUGGGCUGUGCUGUGCCCCGCGUCAGUAGUUUUGGUUCUUUGGUUUUAGUGAAGUAUCAAAUCUGAAUACCUUCUUGCCCCUGUGUUCAGGGAAUCCCCUGUUUAUACUGAAGGGGGCACUCCCCCACCCACCCCAGCACCAGUCAGCUUCUUGUGUUUAUGGAUUGUCCCAGUGUGAGUCAGGCCCCCCAACCCUUCACUUGAUUUCUCUCUCUCUCUCUCUCAUAUAUAAGUGUUUCAGAGUGUGACUGUUCUUGUUUUCAAGGUGCUUGUUCAUUUGGUUUCCUGCUGUGAAGGGUGUUGUGUUUUCUUUCUCUGGUAUCUUUUUGACGCAGCGGGUGGGGUUUUUGCUCCUGGCCUGGCUGCAAAGCAAACCCGUGAAGUGUAUCCACCCUCGCACGGCUGGGUGUAGGCGUGGCUGUCCCACCCAGGGUGUGCACAGGGACUUGUGUAUGUUGUGGUGAAUUGUGUAAAGUGAUCUCUUGGCUUAGGCAACAUGAUGGAUAUUUCUCUUUCGGGAGAGGAAGAGGCAGACUGCAGUGUGCAGGCAGGAGCUAGGACUGCUCUGUGCGUGUUCAUGCAGGUGGGGAGGGGCGCGUAGAGCACUCUUCCCUUGGGUUGGCUGGUGUGUGUGCGUGAGAUCCUGGAUGGUUACCACCAUCCCUUUGUCUCUGGUAUGAAAUACAUGGGGGGGAGGAUUUGUGAAGAGCUGGGGGUGGCAUAUUUUUUCCAACCUUUUGUGAGCAGAGCCCCUCUUGCCCUCCCCCCACCACACCCCCAGUGGUCAGAGGGUAAUGGCUAGCUGGGGGCUGUGUUCUGUCCCUUCACAAGCCCACAGGGAGGACAUCGCUGGGAGGGGACUGGUCCUUUUGCUUACAGACGCCUUCCUGAAUGAAGCUCCGUGCUUCAAGCUGUGGUUUUUCUGGCAGGAACAAACACUAACGCUCUCACCUCAGAGGAAGGUUCCCUUCCUGCCAGGGUACGCUGCUGCCUCCCACCAUAGUAAAGGGAAGGGUGGGGACCUGUGGGUACACUGUGACUUCCCUCCCCACUCAGAUAUGAGGAGGUCGUGCUGGGCCCCUUUCAGCUGCAGGGCUGGCAGGUGUUAAGGGGCAGCCUGGCUGGGGCAGUAUUCUCUUCUUAGUCGGUGGCGUUGCUCCCUGUGGGAGUAAGGAGCAGUCAGGUUGGCUGCCUGGGGUGCAUGAGUGAGCUUUGGAUGCUUGUGUAUGAUACCUCUGGCUACAGCCUGUGUGAAUGAUUCUGCAGCCCCAGUUCCUUCCUGAGGCAGCCACGUGAACCACUCCCCAGUGGAGGGCAGUAUUGUGCUGCCAUGAAUUCAGAGUACAAUGGUGGGGCAGCGGGAGUGGAGUCCGUGCCCUAUUCCAAGGGGAGAAGGAACUACCAAACUGCUGAGCCCUGCCUGAAGUGUGACCUCACUGCAGUCUGCCGGAGUUUAUUACACCCUUGGCCAAACUGGAAUGUUGUUGGAGAAAUAACAUCCUGAGCACGAAGUGACAGGACAAGGGCGCCUUGGCCGCUGCCCAGGCUAUGGUGCCCUGCAGUGUCAAUAUUGGCUUGUGUCAAACAUGAGGACUGGGCCUGCAAGGCUCAGUUCUGAAUCAUGUAUUUGCUUCUUUUCAGUUUUAAAAGGACUCUAAAAUGGUAAAAAAAAAAAAAAAAAAAAAAAAAUAUUUUAUUAAACAGAAUCUAAUUUGUAAAUAUAAAAAAUGACUAGAAAUGGGGGCGAGAUCUCUGACAGGGGUGUAAUAAAAUGUUCAGUGCAAGGCUUUUCUAUAACCAAGCCAAGCCCAGCUAAUCAUCAGUAUUUAUUACUAAAUUAUUGUCCUUUUUCAACCUGUAGAUCGGUAUCUGUUGAUAACUGUCGGGGAUUUGCUGUUGCGGCCCCGUUGGAGGUGUUGUUAAUUUAUUUCUGUAUAUAGUGUAUGUUUGUUCAUAUGAGGCUUUCUUUAUUUUGUAUAUGACCAAUAAACUUCUUUUAAAGAGA
Molecule: messenger RNA, 7166 nt
Organism: Chelonia mydas (Green sea turtle)
Lineage: Eukaryota; Metazoa; Chordata; Testudines; Cheloniidae
Gene: MAFG
Product: MAF bZIP transcription factor G
Exons: 3
Coding region: 959-1447 (162 amino acids)
Biological process (GO): regulation of transcription by RNA polymerase II; regulation of epidermal cell differentiation
Cellular component (GO): nucleus
Molecular function (GO): DNA-binding transcription factor activity, RNA polymerase II-specific; RNA polymerase II cis-regulatory region sequence-specific DNA binding
Source: RefSeq, a predicted model, not a curated record